AUGGAUUGUCGAUUGUCCAUCUUAUGUGUCUUAGUCAGCCGCCAGAAUCCCUCCCUCCCAGUAGGUAAGGAUCCCACGUUCCUUUCCAUUUCGUUUCCGCGGACCACAGAGACCCAGAGUUUCCAGAAUCGCGAGAGCCAAGACUCAAAGAAAAGGCACAGCCCGUUCAAACGGACCCCGAACCUGACGCGCACGCCUUGCUCCUGUACAAGUUGGAACACGACACGGGUCACCCCAGCCAACAUCGUGUCCGCUGAUCUCAACUCAUAUUUUACGAAUGUCGUCUAUCCGUAUCUCCAUCCCUUACGAGACCCCGGUCUACACUAA
Messenger RNA from Colletotrichum costaricense, 327 nucleotides. RefSeq lists its product as uncharacterized. The record is from RefSeq and is a predicted model, not a curated record. The transcript has 2 exons. The coding region runs from base 1 to 327 and encodes 108 amino acids. Lineage: Eukaryota; Fungi; Ascomycota; Sordariomycetes; Glomerellales; Glomerellaceae.